Molecule: messenger RNA, 1557 nt
Organism: Kwoniella botswanensis
Lineage: Eukaryota; Fungi; Basidiomycota; Tremellomycetes; Tremellales; Cryptococcaceae
Exons: 7
Coding region: 1-1557 (518 amino acids)
Biological process (GO): transmembrane transport; carbohydrate transport
Cellular component (GO): membrane
Molecular function (GO): carbohydrate:proton symporter activity
Source: RefSeq, a predicted model, not a curated record
AUGGGCAUAUACGAAGGUAUCACCCCAAGGGGUGCACUUGUGAUGUUCUUUGCAUCAUUAGGUGGUUUGCUGUUCGGAUUCGAUAACGGUUGGUGGGGUACUGUACUCGGAGAACAAGCUUUCCUCUGCGAUUAUGGUGCAUCCGCGACCGUUGAUGGAGUCGAAACAUGUAAUCUCACCACUUCACAGCAAUCGGCUGGUACAGGUGUCGGCUCUGCUGGUAUCAUGCUUGGUUGUGCUAUCGCUAUGUACCUGAACAAUCUUAUCGGUCGACAGAAAUCGAUUGUCGCUCUUGCUGUGAUCUCCAUCAUCGGUAUCGUCAUCGAAAUGACCUCAGCAGUUGGGUCUUCCGCUCGUUAUGGUCAAUUCCUCGCUGGUAAAGUCAUCAACUCCAUUGCGAUGGGUAUCGCUUGUAAUGUCAUUCCGAUCUAUCUAUCCGAGACUUCUGUUGCAUCUGCUCGAGGUUUCGUGAUCAACAUGUAUCAAAUGGUCCAAAUCGUUGGUGUCAUUGUAGCUUCAGGCUCAGUCUACGCAGUGGCUACUCGCACCGACAAAUCAGCCUACCUGAUCCCGAUGGGCAUUCAAAUGAUAGCUCCAUCGCUGAUUCUUAUGGUUGUGCCGUUUAUCCCUGAGUCUCCAAGAUGGCUUGUUUGGGUAGGACGAAAUGAAGAUGCCAUCAAAGCCACCGAGACGCUGUUCAAGACCGAGACCAAUGGGUUCGACGCAGCUGAUUAUGUGCACAAACUCGAUGCUGCAUUCCAUGAAGCCAAAGAGGAAGCCAGAGCCACUGGAUGGGGUGAUCUCGCCAGACAACCGGAUCUUCGACGAGUGCUCAUCGCCAUGGGUAUCCAAUCCCUUCAACAAGCGCAAGGUUCUUCCUACAUGACUAAUUAUAUCGUAUCAUUCCUCAUUGGUGUUGGUGUGGUCAACUAUUUCCCCGUCAUCAUGGGUCUUUACUGUUUCUACUUUGUUGCCAUCUGCACUGGUAACUUCUUGCCAGAUAUGGUCGGCCGACGACCCAUCCUGCUCUCCACUUCUGCCUUCUGUGCGGCCACUCUGAUCAUCGUAUCCAUUCUCACCACCGCUUUUGCCGAUCCAAGCUCUUCUGUGCAGAAAGCUUCAAUCGCAUUGAUCUUCCUCUGGUACGGUUCUUUCGGUGUCCAAUCGCCGUUGAUCUGGAUAGUCACUGCCGAAGCUGCUCCCACCAGAAACAGAGAGAAGGUAUUGGGUCUAGCGACCUUCUGUGGUUUCGGUGUUCAACUCAUCAUCACCUUUGUGGCUCCUUAUAUCCAAGAUGCAGGAUACGGUAACAUCGGAUCUAAAAUCGGUUUCAUCUGGGGAGCCUUCUCCCUCAUCAAUAUCGCAUUCGUGUUCUUCUUCGUCCCAGAGACCAAAGGGCACUCCUUGGAGCAGCUCGAUUACCUCUACGAGAAUAGAGUGGCCACUCGUAGAUUCAAGGGUUAUCACUUCGAUGAUGAGGUCCUGGCUACCUCCGCUAAUGUCGUGGACGAGAUUGUUGUAGAUGAUUCCGAAGAGAAGAAACAAGAUCUUGCUUAA